AUGAAGUUCACAUUCAACAUCUUGCUCCUCCUGGCAUUCGUGGUCUUCGCUCUAGCCACCAAGCAACAGCAGCCACUCAAGCCGUACAUUGUCUCGUAUCCGAAACAUACCCCGUCCAGGUUUCUGGAAGACGCAAAGAAGGCCGUCCUGCACGCGGGUGGCGUUAUUACGCAUGAGUACAAUUCGAUCACCGGCUUCGCAUGCAAGACAUCAAAGACAGUGCUGGAGAGCAUCGAAAUAAUGGCAUCCGGGCACAAGAUUCUGAUCGAAGAAGACCAGACGAUCAGCAUCAACGUCUAA
Molecule: messenger RNA, 300 nt
Organism: Fulvia fulva
Lineage: Eukaryota; Fungi; Ascomycota; Dothideomycetes; Mycosphaerellales; Mycosphaerellaceae
Exons: 3
Coding region: 1-300 (99 amino acids)
Biological process (GO): vacuole fusion, non-autophagic
Molecular function (GO): endopeptidase inhibitor activity
Source: RefSeq, a predicted model, not a curated record